Lycium barbarum (goji berry) is the source of this 2291-nucleotide messenger RNA. Its product is annotated as GTP-binding protein At3g49725, chloroplastic. The record is from RefSeq and is a predicted model, not a curated record. The coding region runs from base 59 to 1804 and encodes 581 amino acids. The transcript is spliced from 13 exons. NCBI's taxonomy places the organism in Eukaryota, Viridiplantae, Streptophyta, Magnoliopsida, Solanales, Solanaceae. Gene Ontology annotation, cellular component: cytoplasm. Gene Ontology annotation, molecular function: ribosome binding; GTP binding.
AACUGUUUACCUUAUAUGACACCGGGAAACGGCCAAGUAAGACGGACCGUCUUCUCAAAUGUUGAGAACAAUCUGUCACUUGCGAUCUUCCUUAACCCCCAAAUUUUCCUUUCCUCUUGUAUAUUCAUUUCAUUCUCUAUCAUCACUUUGCAGUUGGUGUCUUCUACAGAAGCAUCAAGAUGGGUCAGCAGAUGACUAUAACACGGACCCUAAGAGUUCUCCAAGACUAUUUGUUGUUCAGCCUCGGUUUCGGCCUGAUUCGGUUCUCAAGCCUAAGCUUAAUGAAGCACUGAACCUGGCUAAUUCACUUGAGGAACAAAGAGAUGGGUUUUACGAUACUGAGUUUCUUGAUAAACAAAUGCCACCUCAUCUUGUUGUCCAAAAUCCAGCUUCCCGAACAACUCGCGCUGAUACAUUUUUUGGACCUGGGACUGUGGAUACAGUUAAAUGCCAUGUAAAUUCUUUGGAAACUCAGCAUGAAGGAGUAGAUGCCAUUUUUGUAAAUGCAAUUCUCUCUGGCAUACAGCAGCGUAAUUUAGAGCGGGCUUGGGGUAAACCUGUUCUGGACCGUGUGGGCCUGAUAAUAGAGAUUUUCAAUGCACAUGCUCAGACGAAAGAAGCUAAGCUACAGGCUGAGUUGGCUGCACUUAUGUACAAAAAAAGUCGUCUAGUUCGUGUGCGCGGUCCUGGUGGACGUUAUGGUUUUGGCGUAGGUGGAGAAGCUGAAGUUGUUAGUGCCAGAGGGAGAGGAAGUGGGGGACGUGGUUUCAUUAGUGGUGCUGGAGAGACGGAAUUGCAGCUUCAGCGGCGAAGAAUUUUAGAACGGAGGAGCCAAUUGUUAUCUGAAAUUAAAGAGGUUCGUCGUACGCGAGCGUUGCAGCGUGCUGCUCGUAGGAGACAUGGAGGAUCAGAUGGUCAAGAAAUUCCUACAGUUGCUGUCGUUGGUUACACUAAUGCUGGGAAAUCCACUUUGGUUAGUGCAGUCUCAGAGAGUCAUCUCUACUGCGAUGAUAGAUUGUUUGCCACAGUGGACCCCAAGUUAAGAAGUGUCAUUCUCCCUUCAGGAAGGAAAGUGCUCCUCAGUGAUACGGUGGGAUUCAUUUCCGAAUUGCCUACACAGCUAGUAGAAGCGUUCCAUGCAACAUUGGAAGAGGUUAUUGAAGCUGACCUCCUUGUGCAUGUUCUGGACUCAAGUGCAUCAAACGUAAAUGAGCAGCGGGAAGCAGUGUUGCAAGUUCUAGGGCAGAUAGGAGUCCCUGAGCAGAAGCUCCAGAAUAUGAUUGAAGUUUGGAAUAAGAUUGAUCUUCACGAGGAUUUCGUUGGAGAUGGUUAUUGUAAUGAGGAUGAAGUUGCUAGUGGGUCAGACGAAAACAAUGAUGUUGCAUCCAAUAAAUUGUGUGAAGAGGAACUCUCUGAUUGCGAUACUAAUGAAAAUGAGGACUUUGAGCAAUCGGACAAGCUUGGAGAGGUCAUAGAUGAUCAACAAGGUAACUACUCUGAUGAAUGGUUGGUCUCAGUUGAUGAACAAGAUUCCUGGGUUGACUAUAAUGGUUCGUCGGUGGGCUGUGGGAGUGCAGAGGUCCAGCAAAACGACCCCUCUAAGAAGUGGGAGGUUGUUGGAUCUGAGUCUGGUCCACAUGUCAAGACGUCUGCCUUAACUGGUGUUGGACUGCAAGAGUUGCUGGAGCUUCUUGAUGAAAAAUUGAAGCCCCAGAAAACCGUAGAGAAGGAUAUCUUUGAUCGCAAAUGGAGACCACCGCGCACGCGCACAGAAGAAGAUAGCAGAAUAGCAGUUGAACAAUAGUAUUUAUAAAGAAAAAGAGAAGCGUUCCAUUCCAUAUCAAGGCAGCUGUCUUUAUCCACAACGAAAGGGGAUUGAAGUUUUAACACAGUUAGGAGGACUUGUGAUGACUAGUAGCUACAUGCAUCUCCUUGACAUGGAAGAUUCAAACAUGGAUUGGAGCUACCUUUGGUCAUCGGUUAUUCUGGAUGCGUUCACUCCCAUUGUGAAUGCUACUAAGGUUGUCCUAUAUCUGGUGUUUAUAUUCUCUGAACCAAAAGUUGCGUAUCAAACUACGAAUGCCUAUUGUAACUGGUUUACAGGCUGUUACAUGCUUCCGGCUUUCACACCCAUGAAGAAGCAAUGUGUAUUUCCUUAAUGUUAAAUCAUGUACUUUAUAACUAGUGAGCCGUGACAUGUUUCAUGGUGUGUUGUGGAGUUGGACGUUCAAAUGCCGCGAGUUGUAUAUGUAGCGAAACCCGAGAUAAAUAUGAGCGGAUUCGGAAAUUAA